CUUCCAUCUUCUGGGUGUUUUCUACUCAAAAAAACCAGAGAAAAAAACCCAAAAAUCCAUGUCUCUAAUGGAAUCCAGCUCUGCAACUACAGGAGAUCAGAGUCAUAUUAAAGGAAUUAUCACUCAUGGUGGUCGUUAUGUUCAAUACAAUGUGUACGGUAACCUUUUCGAAGUUUCUAGAAAGUACGUUCCUCCGAUCCGGCCUGUUGGUAGAGGAGCCUACGGUAUCGUAUGUGCGGCAAUGAACGCGGAGACACAUGAAGAAGUUGCCAUCAAGAAAAUCGGUAAUGCAUUCGACAACCGAAUAGAUGCCAAACGAACUUUGAGAGAGAUCAAGCUUCUCCGUCAUAUGGAUCAUGAAAAUGUUAUCGCAAUCAAAGACAUCAUACGACCUCCACAGAAGGAAAAUUUCAAUGAUGUAUACAUCGUUUAUGAGUUAAUGGACACCGAUCUUCAUCAGAUAAUACGCUCAAACCAACCUUUGGCCGAUGAUCAUUGUCGGUAUUUUCUGUACCAAAUUCUUCGAGGACUCAAAUACGUUCAUUCUGCACAUGUCUUGCAUCGUGAUCUAAAACCGAGCAACUUGCUUCUGAAUGCUAAUUGUGACCUAAAAAUCGGAGAUUUUGGACUUGCAAGGACAACAUCUGAAACCGACUUCAUGACCGAGUAUGUCGUUACUCGGUGGUACCGGGCCCCGGAGUUGCUCUUAAAUUGUUCAGAAUACACGGCGGCAAUUGACAUCUGGUCGGUAGGUUGCAUUCUUGGUGAAAUCAUGACCCGACAACCCUUGUUCCCGGGCAAAGAUUACGUUCAUCAACUUAGACUCAUCACCGAGCUCAUUGGUUCACCGGAUGACGCGAGUCUUGGAUUUCUCAGAAGUGAUAACGCCCGAAGAUACGUUAGGCAACUUCCUCAGUAUCCAAAGCAACAAUUCUCUGCUAGAUUCCCGAACAAAUCUCCUGGUGCUCUGGAUUUGCUCGAAAAGAUGCUCGUUUUCGACCCAAAUAGGCGUAUUACAGUUGAUGAGGCUCUUUGCCACCCGUACUUGGCACCCCUUCACGAUAUCAACGAAGAGCCGGUUUGCCCGAGGCCGUUCAGUUUUGACUUCGAGCAGCCAUCCUGCACUGAGGAGAAUAUCAAAGAGCUCAUAUGGAGGGAGUCUGUAAAAUUCAAUCCUGACCCGACUCACUGAGUGGGAUGGACUCACUCAGUCAAGAGAUAUAUAUACAUAUAUAUGCAUAGGUGCUAUAUAUAUGUAUUAUAUAUAUAU
Cynara cardunculus var. scolymus (artichoke) is the source of this 1270-nucleotide messenger RNA. RefSeq names its product mitogen-activated protein kinase homolog MMK2. Gene Ontology annotation, biological process: protein phosphorylation; intracellular signal transduction. Gene Ontology annotation, molecular function: MAP kinase activity; ATP binding. The transcript is spliced from 6 exons. The coding region runs from base 59 to 1192 and encodes 377 amino acids. Gene Ontology annotation, cellular component: nucleus; cytoplasm. The record is from RefSeq and is a predicted model, not a curated record. NCBI's taxonomy places the organism in Eukaryota, Viridiplantae, Streptophyta, Magnoliopsida, Asterales, Asteraceae.